AUGACGGCAUCUCUUGCUCAUGCCGCACAGGGUAACCACAACAACAAUAGCAGCACCAGAACCACAUCCGCAUCCAACUCCAACACCAGCGCCAGCACCGGAAAGUCCAAGCCACCGGCUGGUUACAUGAGCACCCGAUCGGCGGCGAUGAUGGCCUUGGCAUUGGGACAAACACCGGGUGGCAGGAGCGACAAGUCCCCGCCAGCUCCUCGAGCCGCAUCACCCGCCCAGUCGCAAACCCAAUCCCAGUGCCAGUCCCAAACGCAGUCACCACAUCCCGGUGCCAACCGAAGGCUAUCGAAUGCCUCUUCCCUACCCAGCAACGUGUCCAGAUCCAAGCCAUCCACGCCGACGGCGACCAGGGCGGCAGCUCAGCUCAAUGGUUCGGGUCUCUUCUCCGGCGGCAGUAACUCCAGCGGCUCCGACAACGAUGGCUUCAGUGCGUCCGGCUCCUCGGCGGCCACUGCCCUGCGGCGUUUGUACUUCAAGAGCGGACGCAGCAUCAAGAACAAGAUCAAUGCCUCGACCACGUCGUCGACUCCACUGAACGGACUGCCCCUGAAUCCGGUGUCCAGUGCCUAUCACAACUCCGUUGGUGGACCCAUGCACAACAUGACGACGGCAGGCGGAGUGCCAAAGCUGGUGGUGAUGGGCACCUCAUCAGCCUCGAUUCCGGACACCACCAUCAACACGUCCACGGACUCCGCCUGCACGCUCAUCACGAAUGUGACCCACACGGAUACCUCGGAGACGUGCGACUCCCUGGACCUGGGUGACAACUCGUGUCCCAGUGAGCCGCUCUUCAGCUCGCUGGAGGAGCCACUGCUCACCGCCGUCCACAUCGAUUCGGAGCACGAGGGAUUCGGCGGCAUGGGCUGCGGCAGGGGAGGCGCCAAUGGACGCGGCGCCACUGAGCUGGAACUAACGAGCUGUUCAAGGUAUCCGCCCAGGCCCGACAUGAAUCUCCAGGACAGCGUCGAGAGCCAGGAGUCCUGUUUGUCCAUCCUGACCGGCGAGCCGUCCUCCACGACGCCACUGCUCUCCUCGCAGCGACGCCACCCGACGGGCGGUCACUCGCCGGGUAGCCAGCGACAGGAGCGGGAGCGGGAGCCCAGUACGGCUCCGCCGCCCACUCGAGUGCGGGAGCACUUCACCUUCGACCCCCCGCAGUCACCGAAGUCGGCGCGCAGCAGCGAGAAGUCCACCAGCCACUUUUCCUUCAAGAACUAUGGUAAUGAGUCGGCAAAAGCCACCGGAGUGGGCUCGGGCACAGGAGCAGGAUCCGGGGCAGGAGUGGGAGGCGGAGGAGGAGGAGCUGGAUCCGGGGUUGGAGGAAACGGAGUUAUGGCCGCCAGUGAAGGCGACGAGGAGGACGACGAGCGCAGCGGCGACAGCAUAGGCAAUCGCAGCAAGAAACUGCGACCGCGGGAGCGUGACCCCAACCACAUCUCGCCCAGCGUGUCGCCCUCGCACAGUCGCCGGGCCAGUCCGAAGCGGGAGAAGCGCCGCACCACGCCCAUUGCCUCCACGGGCGCCAUAUCCAAGGUCAGCUCCGCGCCGCCCACCAUGAAGGAUGUGAACUUUUUCGGUAGCUCCGGCAAGCAAAAGCAGCGACAAUCGCAACAGAACAUUCCGCCGCACCAACUAUCGCCAUCGGCGCAGCAGCGCAAGUACUCGUCCAGUUCCUCGAGCGGCAGCAGCGAACGAUGCCUGCGGGAGGCCACCGGUCCCGGCACCAUGUUCCCCUUCGAUCGCGAGGCCCUGGACUACGAGCGCAUCCAGCGGGAGUGCUUUGCUCCCAGCUCCACGACGGCCAGCAACAGCAGUGACUCGGAGGCGGAAAACUGUUCCGUGUAUGAGCGAAAGUCCGGAGCAGACAUAUUCCAGCAGUACUCGCGACUGAGCCACCAGGAGCAACUGCAGCAGCAUUACCAGGAGCAGCGCGACUGGGAGCGCGAUCGACCGCCGUCGCGCAAGAACUCCAAGCGCAUCCGGCCGGAUUCGGUGAUCCACACAACCAUACGGGAGAACCAGCAGUAUGUGCCGCAGUCGGAUGCCUUCUAUCCCCAGGCCAAGUCCUCCUCCUCGCCCAGCGAUCACUCCUACGCCGAGCUCAACAAGUUCGAGGACAUUGCCAGCAAGUUCGAGCAGAUACCGCCCAAGCAUGGCUCCAUUUCCGUUUCCGGUUCCGGGUCCCUGCUGAAUCUGCACCACAAGAUGCCCAGUCCGGGCAGCGAGUCCGCUGUCAGUCCCACGGACUCCGCACGCCGCCGAUCCUUCAAGAACAAGCAGCGCCAGCAGAAGGAGGAGCACUUCUACAUCCAAACGGAAGAUCGCAACGCCGCUGGCAAUGGACCCAUCAACGUGACCGCCAAUCCGCUGGAGGCGGCCGCCGUCUGCAAGCAGCCACGUGCCACCAUUGUCGUGCAGCAGUCUAUACAUCCGGUGAUUUAG
Molecule: messenger RNA, 2454 nt
Organism: Drosophila teissieri
Lineage: Eukaryota; Metazoa; Arthropoda; Insecta; Diptera; Drosophilidae
Product: endochitinase A-like
Exons: 5
Coding region: 1-2454 (817 amino acids)
Source: RefSeq, a predicted model, not a curated record